This is a messenger RNA of Lactuca saligna, 1444 nucleotides long. The record is from the annotation of a GenBank genome assembly. Lineage: Eukaryota; Viridiplantae; Streptophyta; Magnoliopsida; Asterales; Asteraceae.
AUGGUGGUCACGACCCACUUUAUUGAUGAAGAUUGGGUCAUGCAUAAAAGAAUUAUCAACUUUAAAUCUCUAGAUAGUCAUAAGGGAGAAGACAUUGGGCGCACGUUGUUGACUUGUAUUGAAGAGUGGGGUAUCAAUAACGUAAUGACCAUAACCGUUGACAAUGCUAGUGCAAAUGACAAAGCAAUCGAAAUUCUAAUGAAAAAGCUACCAAACUUGUACGAUGGGGGGAAACAAUUACACGUAAGGUGUAUGGCCCACAUCUUUAACCUUAUUUUUAGGGAUGGGUUUGAUCAACAUCAAUCUAGUAUCAAGUGCAUGCAAAAGGUCGUUACAUACAUUACGAAUUCUACACAACAGAUUCAAAGGUUCAAAGAAUGCAUGAAAGAGCUAAAUGUGGAAUCCAAAAAGUUUUUGUGCAAUGAUAGCCCAACUCGAUGGAACUCCACAUACGAGUUAUUGAAGAUUGCGGUGCAGUUGGAGAAGGUUUUUGGCAUGUUUGAAGUCAAAGAUCCUACAUUUGUUCGAGACGUUUUGACCCCCUCAAAAGAAGAUUUCAACAUUUGUAGAGCUAUGGUUGGAUUUCUUGAGAAAUUCAAGGAAUGGGCGGCUAGUCCCCAAUUUUGUUUGAUCGGGAAGGACAUGAUUGAUAAAUACGAUAAGUAUUGGGGCAAUCUUGAAAAAUUAAAUGAUUUUUUGUAUUUUGCGGUCACAUUAGAUCCACGGUUCAAGUUUGAUUUUCUUCAACAAGCUUUUGAGAAGUUGAUUAAGUUGAAGAAUCCACAAAAAGAUCCUAUGCUCAACUCGGAAGUCAUUUUGAAGGCUAAGGUCUUAAUACGGGGUCUUCAACAAAGAUUUGAGAAUUUUUUUUAUUUCUACAAAUCAAAGUUUGACAAUUCCGGCUCUUCUCAAAAUCAAACACAUGGUCAUGAAGAUGUAGUUGUGAUUGAUGAUGAAAAUGACUUCAUGGGUGAUUUAAUAGUACAAACUGAUUACCCAUCAGCAUCAAUGGAAACAGAGUUGACACGAUAUCUACAUGAGCAGUUAGUUAAAUACAAUAAAGAUUUUGAUAUUCUGCUUUGGUGGAAACAAAAUGCAUCUCGUUACCCUAUUAUAUUUUGGGACUGCAAAUCUCUACUGUGGCGUCAGAGGUGGCGAAGCGGGCAGAUAUUGGAUCCAUAUAGAACAAAUUUAUCUGCAAAUAUAGUAGAGGCUUUGGUUUGCACUCAAUAUUGGGUAUGGAAAUCAAGAAAGCAAAUUGUGGACAACAUUGAUGAAAUUUUGAAAGAUGAUAAGGUCGCGAAAGCUUUAGAAGAGGCGAUAAGAACGGAGAUGGAAAGGGAAAACAACCAAUUAAUAUUCUCGAAUAGUUAAUUUAUGUUUGAAAAAUUUUAUUUUGGAUAUUGGAUAAAAACUUAAGAUUCGUAUUUUAAUUUGGGUGUUG